Messenger RNA from Phialemonium atrogriseum, 1047 nucleotides. Its product is annotated as alpha-ketoglutarate-dependent dioxygenase abh1. The transcript is spliced from 2 exons. Lineage: Eukaryota; Fungi; Ascomycota; Sordariomycetes; Cephalothecales; Cephalothecaceae. Gene Ontology annotation, cellular component: cytoplasm; nucleus. The record is from RefSeq and is a predicted model, not a curated record. Bases 1 to 1047 code for a protein of 348 amino acids.
AUGACUGUAGAUGUUACCUCUCUUGAUGCUCAUGAGCAGCCAUCUGAUGAGCUCCGGGCCAAGUGGAAGACAUAUGCAAAGAUGGAUCAAACAUCCCUCUUUGAAAGUAAUGAGCUAGAUGACCUUAGCUCCCCUGAGAAAGCCGCCGGCUUCCUUCGUGCCGGCGAGAUCAAAGCAGAGCAGAUGGCUGCUUCGUUCAGGCACUUGGGCGAGGAAGCGUCUUCAAGCCUCCCUGAGGGACAGGACGCUCCGAUAUAUUACCACCCCUUACUCCCAGGACUGCUCAUUAUACCAUCUGUGAUCCCGCCUGAAAUCCAGAAGAUCCUGCUGAAAUAUAUGAUCCAUCGAGAUUUGAGCAAUCCCAAGCAUCAGACCAACCUGCACCCCCACUAUGAUCUCCCUUAUCCGUGUGAGACCUCAGAAAACGGCAUAUCCUUCUUUUCCUACCCCCCGGACUCAUCCGCCAGGUUUGAACCGAAAGACCCGGAAGUCCACCGGCCUCUUUCCGUCAAGCAGGUUAUGGACCGGCGUCUCCAUUGGGUAACCUUCGGGGGCCAGUACGAUUGGACAAGCCGCGUGUAUCCGGAGCAACGGCCGCCGGAAUUUCCCUCAGACAUCGGGGCAUUCCUCGAGUCCUUGUUCCCGGAGACCGUUGCCCAGGCGGCCAUUGUCAACUUCUACACGCCCGGAGACACCAUGAUGAUGCACCGCGACGUCUCGGAGGAGACGGACAAGGGACUCAUAAGCCUCAGCUUCGGCUGCGACUCGCUGUUCAUGAUCGCGCCGAACGACAUGGGGAAGAUGUCAGACGAGGAAAAGGACGCUGCCGGCAGCAAGCAGUAUCUCCUGCUGAGGCUCCGGUCGGGUGACGCCAUAUACAUGACGAAAGAGUCCCGCUUCGCUUGGCAUGGGGUGCCGAAGGUCUUGAAGGGGACCUGUCCGUCGUAUCUGGAAGACUGGCCCGCCGAAGACGGCAAAUACGAAGAGUGGAAGGGCUGGAUGAAGAACAAGAGGGUCAAUCUGAACGUGAGACAAAUGAGGGACUAG